This is a messenger RNA of Colletotrichum scovillei, 1803 nucleotides long. RefSeq lists its product as uncharacterized. Gene Ontology annotation, cellular component: membrane. NCBI's taxonomy places the organism in Eukaryota, Fungi, Ascomycota, Sordariomycetes, Glomerellales, Glomerellaceae. Gene Ontology annotation, biological process: transmembrane transport. Gene Ontology annotation, molecular function: transmembrane transporter activity. Bases 86 to 1669 code for a protein of 527 amino acids. The record is from RefSeq and is a predicted model, not a curated record. The transcript is spliced from 3 exons.
CCACAGUUGAAUAAGUGAAGAGUGCGGCCCGCCUGCUUGGUGCUGUAAGGCCAUAAGUCAUCAACCACCAAACUAGAAACUCACGAUGUCGACCACAACCACAGUGGAGCUGGUCAACGCACCAACAACACCACUCCCACAAUUCUCAGCUUCCACGUCAACAACAUCGCAGUCACUGAACCAGACUACUGUUUUCCCCGAGAAUGGUCAAAAUGGAGACCUUUCAAAGGGUAAAACCAUGGUUGUCAUCUCCUCAGUGACCUGUAUUACAGGCAUUAGCUCCCUUCUAGCCGGCAUAGUUACUGUUUGCAUUCCGGCCAUGGCUCGAGAUGUUCAUCUUGAUGGCAACCUUCUCUUAUGGCCUGCCUCUGUUUACGCCUUGACCUGCGGAUGCACACUCCUGCUAUCUGGCGCCAUGGCCGAUCUCUACGGUGCUCGAACACUCUAUCUUAUGGGAUGUUUCUUGCAAUCAGUCUUCACCCUUGCCUGUGGGCUGGCGAACACGGGAAUCCAGCUCAUCAUGUUCCGUGCCUUUGCCGGAAUUGCCAUCUCCAUGUGCCUCCCCUCCGCCGUUAGUAUCAUAACGCACGCGUUCCCCAUGGGCAAGAGAAGAAACAUCGCCUUUGCAUCGAUGGGCGGAGGCCAACCAAUUGGGUUCUCUGUUGGACUCAGUGUUGGAGGUGUGUUCACAGAUACGAUUGGCUGGAGAUGGGGAUUCCACAUCGCCGCAAUCAUCAACACAAUCAUCUUCCUUAUUGCACUGAAGUGGUUGCCUGGCAUCGGCAAGAGAGGGCCGGUCACUUGGCACAGGUUCAGGACCGAGGUUGACUGGGUUGGAGCAUUCCUCGCCAGUGCCUUCCUCUCAAUGGUCUCUUAUGUGCUUGCUGCGAUCACCGACAGCACUCAGGACAUCAAGAAACCAGAGAAUAUCGCGCUGCUCGCCAUCUCUGCCGUGUUAAUCGGCGGGUUCGUUGCCUGGGUCGAAAGACAAGAGCGCUUGGGUAAACCAGCCAUUAUCCCAAACUCACUCUGGAAGAACCGCAGCUUCACUUGCAUCUGCAUCAGUGUCUUCAUGGUAUGGGGUGCCUUCAACGCGACCGAGCAGCUCAGCUCGUUUUACUUCCAAUACGUGCAGCGGCUCACCGCAAUCGACACAUCGGUGCGCUUCCUGCCGGCCCCCGUGGGCGGAGUCCUGGCCAAUAUCGUCGCCGGUCUCGUGGUCCACCGCGUCCGGGCAGACCUAGCGAUUCUCAUCGCCGUCGCCCUGGCGUGCCUGUCGCCGCUAUUGAUGGCGAUCGCUGACCCCGCGUGGUCUUAUUGGAUCUGCGUGUUCUGGGCAAUGUUUAUGAACGCUAUUGGCGCUGACACGUUAUUCACAAUCUCUAAUCUGCUGAUCACAUCGCUGUUUCCGGCCAAGAAGCAGGCCGUGGCCGGAGGGGUAUAUAACGCCAUUGCCCAAAUCGGUAAAAGCGUAGGGCUGGCUUCAUCGGGCGCCAUUGCGAGUGCCGUGACUGCCCGGUCGAACCUCGCCGACAAGGAGAGCCCGAUGGCGUUGUUGGAGGGUUACCGGGCGUCGUUUUGGUACUGCUUUGCGCUUUACGGCGCAACCUUGUUUGUGACGGUUUGGGGACUCAGAAAGAUCGGCAGAGUGGGUGUCAAAAAGGAGUAAAUAGGAAACCGAGAAAAGGGAAUUGGGGGAACCACCGGGGCAACGGGGCAAACGGGUUGAUGAGUAACCCUCCCCGUUCCUCUCCAGCCAGAAGCUUCUCGCUUUGCGAGAUGACCAACAGAGUUUCAAGUGAC